Messenger RNA from Aspergillus homomorphus CBS 101889, 1522 nucleotides. RefSeq names its product NAD(P)/FAD-dependent oxidoreductase. The transcript is spliced from 3 exons. Bases 128 to 1522 code for a protein of 464 amino acids. NCBI's taxonomy places the organism in Eukaryota, Fungi, Ascomycota, Eurotiomycetes, Eurotiales, Aspergillaceae. Gene Ontology annotation, molecular function: flavin adenine dinucleotide binding; saccharopine oxidase activity; sarcosine oxidase activity. The record is from RefSeq and is a predicted model, not a curated record.
CCAGAGAUGAGGUGAUUUGUCCCUUAGCGCUGGGCUUAUCGGCUCUCGGCCAUCGGAGUUCGUGAGUCUACUUAUAAGAUCCUCGAUGGUUCCGUCAUUUCAUUUUGCAGUGGCCGGAUAGACCACAAUGCGCGCUCAACUAUCUCAAGAGACACCAGGCCCCGCGGUCUCAGUGCACAUCCAUAUCGACCCCUUACCUUCGACAGAACAUAACAUGCAUCACUUGCCUAUUCUUAUCAUCGGCGCAGGUACCUGGGGUGCUUCGACUGCGCUUCACCUAGCCCGGCGGGGAUAUACUAACGUCACCGUGCUGGAUGCGUACGCGCAGCCCUCUGCUAUCUCAGCCGGGAAUGACGUGAACAAGAUCGUCUCAUUCAUGCAAUCCCCAGCGGAUGACGACCCGGAUUUCGCGAACCGGACCUUCUUCGCCGCCCUCAGCAAAGGGUUCCAGCACGACCCCGUCUUCAAGCCGCACUUCCACGAAGUCGGGUCCAUCACCUCGGCGUUUUCGCCCGGUGGCCUCAAGCAUAUCCACCGACGGAACCGUCCAGGCGACGAGGUAAUCGAGCUGAACACACCGGACGACUUCCGGCGGGCGUUUCCAGAGGGAAUCCUCACCGGUCCGCUGGAAGGGUGGAAGGGGUACUGGAAGAAGCGCGGCGCCGGGUGGGUGCAUGCACGCCACGCGCUCCUAGCGGCCAUCACAGAGGCGCAGCGUCUGGGGGUGAAGUUCAUCACGGGCGACCCGCAGGGCGCCGUCGUGCGGCUCCUGUUCGCAUUCUCAUCAUCCGGAGACGUGAUCGGGGCCGAGACAGCCGACGGCCAGCAGCACCUCGCGCACCGCGUCAUCCUAGCAGCGGGCGCCAACGCCGACCGCUUCCUAGAUUUCAAGAAGCAGCUGCGGCCGACGGCAUGGACGCUGGCGCACAUCCGCAUGACACCCUCCGAAGCCGCCGCAUACCGCAACCUGCCCGUCCUCUUCAACGCCGACCAGGGCUUCUUCAUGGAGCCCGACGCAGACCGCCACGAGCUGAAGAUCUGCGAUGAGCACCCGGGCUACUGCAAUUGGGUGUACGACGAUGAUGAUCCGGACCGCGGCGGCCAACCCCCCGAGCGCCGUAGUAUCCCUUUCGCGCGUCAUCAGAUCCCCCUCGAGUCCGCGGACCGUAUCCGCGCCCUCUUGCGCGCCACCAUGCCCCAGCUCGCCGAUCGGCCCUUCUCCUUCGCCCGUAUCUGCUGGUGUGCAGAUACCGUCGACCGCAACUUCCUCAUCGAUUAUCAUCCUGAUUAUCCUUCUUUGCUGCUUGCUGUCGGUGCCUCGGGUAGGGGCUUCGCGCAUAUUCCCUCCAUUGGUGGGUUUAUUGUUGAUCGGUUGGAGGGGAGACUCGAUGAGAGGCUGGCAGCCACGGUGCGCUGGCGGCCUGAGCUGGCGGUUGAUCGUGACUGGGAUGAUACGCUGAAUCGCUUUGGUGGCGAGUAUCGUGUUAUGGAUUUCAAUGAGUCUGCGGGUGUAAAAGGCUGA